Scleropages formosus (Asian bonytongue) is the source of this 1650-nucleotide messenger RNA. RefSeq names its product protein lin-7 homolog C. The record is from RefSeq and is a predicted model, not a curated record. Lineage: Eukaryota; Metazoa; Chordata; Actinopteri; Osteoglossiformes; Osteoglossidae. Gene Ontology annotation, molecular function: protein binding. The transcript has 5 exons. Bases 140 to 745 code for a protein of 201 amino acids.
CCGAGUGGCCAUAAAGCUGGGUGUAGCGCGAGAGACGAGCGCUGCGUUUAGGAUGACUGAUUGGGAGCCGUUCGGGCUUCCGUGAAACAGCGGCUGUUCCGAGCAGAAGGAACCAGAACGAACCAGCUCGUCGCGAAACAUGGCUUCUCUGGGUGAAUCGGUGAGGCUGGAAAGAGACAUCUCGCGGGCCAUCGAGCUCUUGGAGAAGCUGCAGAGGACGGGUGAGGUGCCCCCACAGAAACUCCAGGCGCUCCAGAGGGUCCUGCAGAGUGAAUUCUGCAAGGCUGUACGAGAGGUCUAUGAGCAUGUGUAUGAAACUGUGGACAUCAACAGCAGCCCAGAAGUCAGAGCAAAUGCUACUGCCAAGGCCACAGUAGCAGCAUUUGCAGCCAGUGAGGGCCAUUCACACCCACGUGUCGUCGAGUUGCCCAAGACUGAGGAGGGCCUGGGCUUCAACAUUAUGGGUGGCAAGGAACAGAACUCUCCCAUCUACAUAUCCCGCAUCAUCCCCGGAGGCAUUGCUGACCGGCACGGCGGGCUUAAGCGGGGCGAUCAACUGCUCUCCGUCAACGGGGCGAGUGUGGAAGGGGAACAUCACGAGAAGGCUGUGGAGCUCCUUAAGGCAGCCCAGGGUACUGUGAAACUUGUGGUGCGCUACACCCCCAAGGUCUUGGAAGAGAUGGAGUCUCGCUUCGAGAAGAUGAGGUCCGCCAAGCGUCGACAACAGAGCACCUACCCCCAGUAGCUGCCUUUUCAGACCCCACUCCAUGUCCUUUUCACUGCGUCUUACACUUCUGCCUUUUCAGUCAGGUCUUUCCUCUUGGCUUCUCUUUUCUACAGUACCAGCAACUCUGCUCAUGUGUCAAGAUGCAUGGAUUCCUUUCCCCCUUUACAACACUUUGUGCCACCUGCACUAUGAAUGUCAGCUAAUAAUGCUUAGUCUUUGGUUCAAUUAAUCAUGGUAAUAGGCCUGGUCAGAGAUACUUUGGCUAUACCUUUUUUUAUAGUUUUACAACACAGAAUAAUGCAGUAAUAAGAGUACAGUCCUCAUAGAACAAAAACUUCCACAAAGUUUGAGUUCAGCACUUCUGCACAGUCUUUGUAAUCAUGGGCACUGUCCCAUAUAAAUUCUGUAAAUAGCUCACCGAUAACUUUGCGUUCUGCACGAAUGAUCACAGCCUCGUUAAUCAUUGAAAGUAUCUUUUUUUUUUAUAUUGAGUCAAAUUUUUAAUUAAGAGCUGUUUCAUUUUAACUUGGUUUGUGAUGCUGGAGAGCUGUGCCUGUACAGGCUGUGGUGGUGAUGUACCAUAAUCCUUUUUUGGGUCAGUAAGGGGUGUGUGUGCAUGUGUGAAUGUCUAUAUAUUGUUUUUAACCUUCUGUAAAGACACAAAGAAAAGGAAGAACAAAAAGUCAUUAUGGUUAAGAUAAAUUUCAGGCUCCCAGUUUUUGUGGUGAUAUAAAUAUUCUUUGACAUGGACCACUAAAUAUAGCAUUGGUGAAAAUUCAUUUUAAGCUACUGCAUGUGAAUUCAUGUAGAAAAUUCCAUUUUUUUUUUUACUAUACGUUUUUGAUCCUGUAGAUGUUAACCCAUUUGAGAGGGUAAAAUCCAAUUCACAUGCUUACAUAUCACCUGAUGCAAAUGAAGUAAGG